Molecule: messenger RNA, 6334 nt
Organism: Hippopotamus amphibius kiboko
Lineage: Eukaryota; Metazoa; Chordata; Mammalia; Artiodactyla; Hippopotamidae
Gene: GPR173
Product: G protein-coupled receptor 173
Exons: 3
Coding region: 3610-4731 (373 amino acids)
Biological process (GO): G protein-coupled receptor signaling pathway
Cellular component (GO): plasma membrane
Molecular function (GO): G protein-coupled receptor activity
Source: RefSeq, a predicted model, not a curated record
GGCCGGAUGGGGUCCAGCUUAGUGCCCUGGGCUCCCCGCCGAUGCCCUAUCCAGGCUGGGUGUUCCCAGCAUCUUGGGACCUAAAUUUGCGUGAGCUGCGGUGCUUCGCAGGCCCGGAGGGUCCCUUCGGCAGGCCCACGGUGCCCCCGUUUUGCAUCAGGACCCCCCCUCGGAUGCUCUGAGCCACCCUCCUCAACCCGGAUCUAAAACCCGGGACACAGCUAUCAGGCCAGCCUCUCUCUCCACCCCACCCCCUCUUUCUGGCGUCCAUCCCCUCCCCAACUCCACCUCUGCUGCUGCCUGUGGCUGUGGACCUGCACCUCUUCCCCAUCCCCGACAGGCCUGGGGAGCGGGGAGAGCCUGGAUGAGAGCUCCCCCAGCCUGGGGCUCUCCCAGGCCAUGGCCCGAGUGCUCCCAGGGAGGAGCCCCGGACCCUGAGCAUCUGCUGGAGGCUUGGCAGAGGCCCCGCGGGGACCGUGUCUUCUGAGGACAAAAGGCGGCGGCCAGCAGGCAGACAGGGAGGGGGAAGGGGGGGGACCGGCAGCCAGGCGGGCAGACGGGUAGCAGGGGCCAGUGCUGGCCCCCCUCCCAGCUUGGCGGUGGCAUGAAGAUGGGGGUGGGAGUGUGUAGUUGGGGAAGCACCUGCCCAGACUCCCACCUGCCAGCUAGCUGGGCACCCCAAGGCUGUGUGUUGCCCACCUGGUGUUCCCCAACACCCCCAGCCCUUCCCAGUGCACUCCUCCAGUGCCUGCUUCCCUUGAUGUCUGCAAUUUAGACCAGCCCGGCUGUAUCCACGGCAACAGAAGCAGGAGUGUCACUGGCUGCCAGAUCACUGAGGGUCCCACAAUGUGGCCUGGGCUGUGAUUUAUCCGAGUGAGACAGCUUGAGCCCCCUCCCUGGAUUCCAAGACAGCCCUGCUGAGAGAGCCUAGGUAGCACAGACUUUUGCUCACUCACCAUGGAAGAUACUGCUGUGAUUUCCAGCUAGGGGGAGGAAGCCACUGUAGAGCUAAAAGGAAGGCUAAGGUGUGUGUGUGUGCAUAUUUACACACACCCAGCUAUUGGCUGGUCUGCAGUUCUGUGGGAGCUAUGAGGCCUUGAGGGGCCAAAGGGGCCCACCAACUCCGUUUCUCUCAAGCCCCUGCCCUCGUACCCUCUUCUGGCCCACUGGCACCGGCUGUGAGACUUUGGUAUGCCAUCAAAAAAGCCUGGCCCCAAGUGGCUGUGGCAGACCAGGUUGGAUUGAGCUGGGAAACAGUACAGAGGGGAGCCGUUUUCCUGGGAGGGAGGGAGGGGGUAGAAAGACAUCCAACCUCAAGCCCAUCCCAGCCCCAGCAGCAGUUCUGAGCUUCUCCAGCUUCUGCCUUGCUGCCUCUCCUGGGGGACCUGCCCUGCUACCUUAUCACACCCCACACCCAGCCCGCAUAUGCUAGGAGCUUUCCUGCUUCCCCCCAAGUUUUGCCUGUGCUGUCCCAUUCACGCACUGCCCAGACAGCUCUCUCAGCAAAUCCUGCCUGGACAGCUCCAGGCAGCCCUCCAUGAGCCACCAGCCCUUCUAGUCAUCAACCAGUUGAUCUGCCAGCUUUUGACUGAGGGCCUACCAUGGGCUGUACACUGCCCUUCUAGAGGAGAGUGUGUGAGUCUAUAAUCCCUACCCUCGUGGAGCUUUCCUUCUAAUAGGGAGAGGCAGGCAAUAAACCAAAAUUUAAAAGUAAAUAUUUUAUACUAACUAUAAAUGGAGUGUAACCUUUAAAAUUGUGGAUCACUGUAUUGUCUAUCUGUAACAUAUAAUACUGUACAUCAACUAUAUGUCAAUAUAAAUAAACUAUUAAAAAGUAAAUUAUAUAGUGCAUUAGAAGAGAGAAAUUCUAGGAAGAGAAAUAAAGCAUGGCAGGGGGCACAGGGGUGCUGUUAUUCCUUACCUGAGUUACUGCAGGAGCCUCCUAAAUAGUCUUCCCUACUUCCACCUUUGCCUCGUGUGAUCUGUGCUCCUCAUAGCAGCAAGCAGGAUCCCAUUCAAUCCUGAGUCAUAUCACAUCUCGCCUCUGUUCAAAACCCUCCCACAGCUCCCAUCUCGCUCAGUGUAAAAGUCACAGUCCUCACCAUGGCCUAUGUGAUCUGGCCUCACCACCUUUUUGACCUCACCUCCCACCACUUUUCCCUCACCCACUCCAUUCCACCUACCUCCCUGUUCUUCUUCAAAUGCACCACAUGCAGUCUCACCUCAGGGCCUUUGCUCUGGACUGUUCCUUCUGCCUGGACUUCUCUUCCCCCAGAUAUCCACAUGACUCACUCUCUCACCUCCUUCAUGUCUUUGCUCAGAUGGCACCUCCUCCAUGAAGCCUUCCCUGUCCACUUCAUCUAAAACUGUACUUCCCCCACCCCUAGCACUUCCUUUAUUUUUAUUUUUACAAACUUAUCAUCUGACCUACUAUACUUCACUUGUGUAUCUUCUUUAUUAUCUAGAAUGUCAGUUUCACAAGGGCUGGGAUCUUUGUCUGUUUGUUUCACAGCUUUGUCUUCAGUGCCUGGCAUGCAGUAGAUGCUCAAUAAACAGUUUUUCAACAAAUGAAUACACACAAGCAUACCUACAUCUUUAUAUUCACACAUACUCUCCACCUCACUUAAAGUAAAAACCCAAAUCCUUGUCAUGGCCCACAGCCCUGCAUGAUCUGGCCCCAGACCCCUCUGUGAAUACACUUUCCAGUGUCUCUCUUGCCCGCCCUGUUCCAACCCCGUUGGUCUUCCCACUGUUCCACAUUCUUGGUUAUGAAUGAAGAAACCUAUUUAAUGAGUGGCUACCAUCAUUAACCAAAAAAACUGUGAAUUAGAAUAGAAACGAAUGAGGUACAUUACACAUAGGAUCUGUAUUGUUUUGUAAAACUUUUGCUUCAACUCUAUGUGCACAUGCGUGUAUGUGUACCAGGUUGCGAUGUAAAAUGUAUUUCUUACUAUGGGUGGCAGUUUUAAAAGUUUGAAGAACACCACCUUUGGGCUUUGUAAAGGGAGAGAAGAGCUGCACCAAUAUCCCUAUCCCACAGACCCAUCAAUGGGGGAAACAGGUAACUGAAGACAUACAGAGAGACAAAGCUCCCCUCACCCAGCAAGGAGGGAGGAGGAGCAGCAGUGGGCCAGGGGCAGGACCUGACACCAGCCGGGGAGAAAGUGGGGAGGCUGUGUAGACACACUAACACUGCCCUUUCUGUUUCUUCCUCACCUUUCCUUUCCACCUGUUUCUCACUGUCUCUUUUUCUUGUGUUUCUCUCUCCCUCCCUCCCUCCCUAUGCCCUCCUUCCUUACUCCUGCUCUUUCUCUCUGGUUCUGUCUCUCUCCCUAUCUCUUCUCACUCUUUCUCAUCCCCUCCAUUUCUGUCUCAAUUUGUGUCCAUUUUCUACCUCUUGGUUCUGUCCCUUCUCACUCUCUGUGCCCAUGUGUGUGUGUUUUCUAUCUCUCUCCUGCCCUCAUAUCUCUGUCUGUCUGUGUCUGUGUCUCCCCCAUUAUCCUCAUUUGCAGGUGCAGCCCAGCAGCACAACUGAUGGAGUCCCCUGGGGCCCAUCGAGUACCGGACUGGCUGACCCCGUAGGGUUGGGAGCAGCCCCUGCCCCUCAGUAUGGCCAACACCACUGGAGAGCCCGAGGAGGUGAGCGGUGCACUCUCCCCACCAUCAGCAUCGGCUUACGUGAAGCUGGUGCUGCUGGGACUGAUCAUGUGCGUGAGCCUAGCAGGCAACGCCAUCUUGUCCCUGCUGGUGCUCAAGGAGCGUGCCCUGCACAAGGCUCCUUACUACUUUCUGCUGGACCUGUGCCUGGCUGACGGCAUACGCUCUGCCGUCUGCUUCCCCUUUGUGCUGGCUUCCGUGCGCCACGGCUCCUCAUGGACCUUCAGUGCGCUCAGCUGCAAGAUUGUGGCCUUUAUGGCUGUGCUCUUUUGCUUCCAUGCGGCCUUCAUGCUGUUCUGCAUCAGCGUCACACGCUACAUGGCCAUUGCCCACCACCGCUUCUACGCCAAGCGCAUGACACUCUGGACAUGUGCAGCUGUCAUCUGCAUGGCCUGGACCCUGUCUGUGGCCAUGGCCUUCCCACCUGUCUUCGACGUGGGUACCUACAAGUUCAUCCGUGAGGAGGACCAGUGCAUCUUUGAGCAUCGCUACUUCAAGGCCAAUGACACACUGGGCUUCAUGCUUAUGUUGGCUGUGCUCAUGGCAGCCACACAUGCUGUCUAUGGCAAGCUGCUCCUCUUCGAGUAUCGUCACCGCAAGAUGAAGCCCGUGCAGAUGGUGCCAGCCAUCAGCCAGAACUGGACAUUCCAUGGCCCUGGGGCCACCGGCCAAGCUGCUGCCAACUGGAUCGCUGGCUUUGGCCGCGGGCCCAUGCCACCAACCCUUCUGGGUAUCCGGCAGAAUGGGCACGCAGCCAGCCGGCGGCUGCUGGGCAUGGACGAGGUCAAGGGUGAAAAGCAGCUGGGCCGUAUGUUCUAUGCGAUCACACUGCUCUUCCUGCUCCUCUGGUCACCCUACAUCGUGGCCUGCUACUGGCGAGUGUUUGUGAAAGCCUGCACCGUGCCCCACCGUUACCUGGCCACCGCUGUUUGGAUGAGUUUCGCCCAGGCUGCUGUCAACCCGAUCGUCUGCUUCCUGCUCAACAAGGACCUCAAGAAGUGCCUGAGGACUCACGCCCCCUGCUGGGGCACAGGAGGUGCCCCAGCUCCUAGAGAACCCUACUGUGUCAUGUGAAGCAGGCUGGUAGGCAGACAGGCAGGAAGAAAGUCAUGGCCACCAUGAUGGGGGCCAACAAAAGGGGAGAGAUGGGGCUCCAUACAGGAGCCUUUCUUUCUGAGCUCCAGCCCCAGCCCCUCGAACCACCUGGAAUCUAAGCACCUUUGCCAACACUUCCCCAGGAUUGGGGACUGGGAAAGAGGCAUUUCUAGUCCUGUGGGGCCUGUCUCCGCUGCCUCCUCCUCCACUUCUACAAUCUCUCUCUCUCUCUCAGAAAUGACAAUUCAGAAAAAAAAAACUGAAAAUGCAGGUUUUUCUACUCACAGCUGAGGAGACAGGCUUUCUUGCUUUAAUGUCUCUCCUCUGACAUUGUCCAGAAGGGGGAAAUUUGUCCUGUAAAAUAGACUUCCAGAGCUCUUAUUGUCCCCUCGCUCCCAUGCACCCUCCCCUUCCAAGUCCUUUAGCAAGGCCUGGGUGUUUAGGGAGAAAUUGAUGUGCUGACAAGAGGGACCGAAGGGGGUGCUGGGUCCCCAGGGAGUAAGGAAUGUUUAAUUGCUAUGUUAUGUGCAAUGUUGUUUUAGGCUAACCCCAGUCCCAAGCCCAGUCUUUUCCCCAUCCCCACCAUGUCCAGACCUCCCAAGUGUUUCCUGAGCAUCUAUUUGAGAAGCCAGGAGGGGAGGGAGAAGGGCCUCUGGGAUGGGCUCAGGUUAGGUGAAGAGCAGGAUGUGAGCUACACGCCUUGAGCUGAAGAGACCCAGCUUGGCUGCAUUCUCUCAAGCUGCUUCCUGGAUCCCCGUCCCUCAACUCUUCUUCCUGAGGAUGGAAACCCACUCCAACCCCACCAGGGUCGAUGUGGGUGCCAUACAGGCAGGAGCAACUCCCCCCCACCCAGGGAAGUGUAGAGGGAAAGUCAAACUCCCCAGAAUGGCUGGAUCCCAAAGCCUGGGGUCAGAGAGGAAUUCAACCCCAGAAUUGCCUCCUGAGUUCAUAUUACUCACCUGAAGAUGAAAAUUCUUUGAGGGCCUUGGUAAGUCAUAGUGGUAUAAGCUCUAAGGCACUGUGGACUUGAGUCCAUUCCUCUCUGACCUCUUUUUGUCCGUCUCAAGCCCCUCUGUGGUAACCCUUGGCCUUCUGGGCCCUCAGCCCCCAACUUCCUUGCACUGAACAGCCCUUCCCUUCUUCCUCCCUCCAUCAUUACUUCCACCCCAAGUGGAGCCAACUGCAGCCAGAUUCCCCAGGUGAGAGAUCCCAAACCUCCUUCCCAGGGCAGAGUCCACUGUGGGCUCAUAUUAAGUCUUAUGGAUUGGUGAGCCAAGCUGGCAUUCUUUGCCUGGUCUUGCCCAAGCUCUCUGUCCCCCUCUCAUCUCCUGGGAGAGAGGGAUAUCAGUAUUUAUCCACCCCCUUUCCCUUCCCUACAGAAGCCCUUGUCCUAUAUUCUGUCCCUACUCAAAGACAGCUCAGAACUGGGCAAGCCUUGACCCAAGAGGAGUGGAGAAGGCACUCUACACAGGAGAGACAUUAAUGAGCCUGGCUAUGGAGUGGCCCUGGAAAGGCAGGCCAGAGUGGCUGAGAAGCUGGGGGUGGGGGGUACCUGUUCUCUCAGUGAUAGUGAUGGGGGUGC